AUGGUAGUCUCUAACGAUAUUGACCGACAUCAGAGAAAUCAGGCGAUCGCAACUGCAUCGCAAGGAACUGGUCGUGAGUAUGUGCCACUAGCUUCAGUGGUAGCAUCUACAGUUUCACCUCCAGUUAAGAGAGGCCGACCCGAUAAAGGUAAAGGGAUAGCUUCCACCUCCCAAUCCCGAUCUAUUGAGUCAGUGCCGCAAUGUACUUCCGAAGGAGGACAAGCGAGAAUAUUUGCCUUAGGCCCGCAAGAUGUGCUUGCCUCUAAUGAUGUGAUGACAGAACCAAUAUUUGAAGUUCCCUAUCGAAUGGCACCGGCAGAAAUACGAGUGUUGCGAGAGCAAUUGCAAGAGUUGGGAGAAAAGGAAUUUAUUCGUCCAAGUACUUUCUCCUGAGGAGCUCCGCUAUUAUUUGUAAAGAAAAAGGAUGAGAGUUUGAGAUUGUGUGGAUUAUCGAAAGUUGAACAGUGUGACUAUUAAGAAUAAAUACCCACUUCCCAGAAUUGAUGAUUUAUUUGAUCAACUGCAAGGAGCGAGAUGUUUCUCAAAAAUCGAUCUACGCUCGAGGUAUCACCAAUUAAGAGUUCGAAAAGAGGAUGUACCAAAGACUGCAUUUCGUACGAG
This is a messenger RNA of Theobroma umbraticum, 621 nucleotides long. Lineage: Eukaryota; Viridiplantae; Streptophyta; Magnoliopsida; Malvales; Malvaceae. The record is from RefSeq and is a predicted model, not a curated record.